Messenger RNA from Hippocampus comes (tiger tail seahorse), 9941 nucleotides. It is a transcript of the gene dmxl2, whose product is annotated as Dmx-like 2. Gene Ontology annotation, molecular function: protein binding. NCBI's taxonomy places the organism in Eukaryota, Metazoa, Chordata, Actinopteri, Syngnathiformes, Syngnathidae. The record is from RefSeq and is a predicted model, not a curated record. Bases 401 to 9547 code for a protein of 3048 amino acids. Gene Ontology annotation, cellular component: RAVE complex. The transcript is spliced from 54 exons. Gene Ontology annotation, biological process: vacuolar acidification.
GUAGUUCUAUGAGCACCUAGUCGUGCCUAGGCAACGGCGUGAACGCGCACGUCAGCCUCGCUCGCCGCAGAGCCUCAGCUGCCUCAGUUGCCUCGGCUUUGACGAUUAAUCGCGAGGAUGGUGUUGACAGCGAGAGGCGACGGAUGGGCGCUUUAACUCGCGUAAAUGGAUGACACGUUCAUAUGAAAUUACAUUCUUAAGGCUGGAAAAUAACGCCCCACACCCUACAACCACGACGUCUGUGGAGAAAGACGACGUUGCGAGGCCGUGGACAACUCGAACGUUUACUGAUGGAAUCUCCAGUUGCUGGUAGAUGGAGAAACCGACAUAGUGGACUCGUGAAUAAUUAAAAACGGCAUCUGCUGCUGCUCAAAAAAAAGAAAGAAAAAUAGGAAAGAACAUGCAUCUGCAUCAGGUGCUGACGGGAGCGGUGAACCCGGGGGAUUGCUGCUACUCGGUGGGGAGCGUGAAUGACGUCCCAUUCACGGCCUAUGGCUCAGGUUGUGAUGUAGUGAUCUUGGCUAGUGACUUCGAGUGUGUGCAAAUAAUCCCAGGAGCUCAGAAUGGGAACAUUCAGGUGGGCUGUGUGGAGUGCUCCCAUCAGCUUGGCAGGAUUGCUGCCUCCUACGGAAACACAGUCUGCAUCUUUGAACCUCUCUCUACCAACCCAAACAAACGCCACAAGCAGCUUAACUAUCAGUGGCAAAAGACAGGGCAGUUCUUCCUUGAUGCCAUCACCUACAACCUGGCGUGGGACCCACAGGGGAACCGUAUCCUAGCAGCAACCGAGCGUCUUCAGCUGUGGGCUCCACCGCUGGCGGACACCUUAAUCGAGGAGGAGGAUGGCCAGGCGUCUGAGGACAAGCUCCAUCCUGUUCUAAAUGACUGGAACUGUGUCUGGCAGUGCAAGACUGCUGCAUCUGUGCAUGUUGCCAAGUGGUCCCCUGAUGGAGAGUACUUCGCAACAGUUGGGAAGGAUGACUGUUUACUCAAAGUGUGGUAUCCCACCACGGGCUGGCGUUCUGCAGUGGUGGUCCAGGACCCUUCGGAUAAGAAACCUCCUGCUGUUCACUUCUCUUUUGUUUACCUGGCCCAUCCUCGCUCGGUCACCGGUAUGUCCUGGAGGAAGACUAGCAAGUACAUGCCAAAGGGUUCGGUGUGCAAUGUUUUGCUGACAUCUUGUGAGGAUGGCGUGUGUAGACUGUGGUCUGAGACCCUGCUUCCAGAAGACAGCUUGCUAGGGGGCCAAAUAACUGAGAACACACACUCGUUUAGCUCUAGCUUGCCAGGCUUGGCAGGCAAUAAGGAUAAGAUUCAGCAUGCCUUGGAGUCUAUUCACCACCUGAAGCAUCUGCGUCGGGGAAGGCGACGAUCAUCUGCUCUGGUAGCUCACAGUGAGCUGCUCCCCUCUCAGCUUGGCACGCAGGAUGCGCACACUCACCGCCACAUUGCUCAUCAUGCCAACGCUUUGUGUCACUUCCACAUUUCAGCCAGUAUUAAUCCCAACACAGACAUCCCCUUAAUGCUGGCAGACUCUACACUCUUCAACACAGAUGAUGGCACCGGGGCAGGAGGAUUUGUGGUUCAUUGGCUCAAUAAUAAAGAUCUAAGUUUCACCUGCUCAAUGGAUCUUUUUAUGCUACAGCUCCGUAAGUUCUCUGAACAACAGUUAGACCAUGCCACAGAAGACCCCCUGGACCCUGAAGGAUCCCCUUUGAAGUUUGACUUUGACCUGGAUGAGAUGUCUGACAAAGCCUCAUCUGAACUUGGAGAGGAGGGGGAGCCAGGGGAGCAGGGAAGCACAAAGGCAUCCUCACCAGGAUCCAGCUCCAGCUUACCUUUGCCCUCAAUGCUGCUAGAGAGGAGAAUGGAGAUUCUAACCACAGAGUGGAAUAAGAGUCCUGACAUGCUGUUCACCAUCCACCCAACUGACGGCUCGUUCCUUGUUUGGCAUGUCAAGUACUUGGAUGAAUUUAACCAAGGCAUCUUCAGGCAGGUUCAGGUGUCCUUUUCCUCCCGUAUCCCAGUGGCAUUUCCGACAGGUGACGCCAACUCUCUGAGUAAAAACAUCCUGAUGUAUGCCUGUACUUUGACCGAGAGGGAGAGUUUCAGGGCAGCCGAGCAGGGAAGGAUGGGUCAACAUGUUGCUCACUCUGCCUCGGCCUCGGCUGGCCUUGGUUUUCCUGCCUUAGCCUCCUCUUCUCCUAAUCUUGGUACCAGUCCUGCCGUCAUGAUGGUCUCCAAGCAUGUUGACGGAUCUCUUAACCAGUGGGCUGUGACAUUCGCAGAACGCUCUGCGUUCUCCAACGUAUUGACCGUGUCCCACAAAUUUCGCUAUUGUGGCCACCGUUUCCAUCUGAAUGACCAAGCCUGUCACACAGUGCUGCCACUGCUGCUCACGUCCUCACACCAUAAUGCACUGCUUACACCUCCCUCGGCUCCUGGCAGCAUGGAUGGGGAACAACCUCCCACAUUUCCCCUUCCAAAGGGACUUCCUAGGAAGCAGCUUCGCAAUGCAGCAACAAGGACCUUCCACGACCCCAAUGCCAUCUACAGUGAACUCAUCUUGUGGAGGGUGGAUCACAUUGGACCCCUCUCAUGCACCGGAGGGGUCUCUGAACUGGCUCGGAUCAACUCUCUGCACACCUCUGCUUUCAGCAAUGUUGCUUGGCUACCUUCACUAGUUCCCAGCUCUGUACUUGGAACAUACUGCAAUAGUGCCAGUGCCUGCUUUGUGGCAUCAGAUGGUAAGAACCUGCGUCUGUAUCAAGCUGUGGUCGAUGCCAGAAAGCUACUUGAUGAAUUGUCAGAUCCAGAAACAUCUAAAUUAGUUGGUGAAGUGUUCAACAUUGUCAGUCAGCAGUCCACCGCCCGACCUGGCUGUAUCAUAGAGCUAGAUGUCAUUACAAACCAGUGUGGAGCCAACACCCAGCUGCUGCAUGUCUUCCAAGAGGACUUCAUUCUAGGUUAUAAGCCUCAAAAGGAACCAGAUACACACCCAACUGCUUUUCCAUCUGGUGAAGAUUACCACCCUCCUCCUUUUUCGGAGAAGUUUUUCCUGGUGGUGAUAGAAAAGGAUCUCAACAGGAACUCAGUGCUACAAAUGUGGCACCUGCACCUUCAGUCUGUCCAGGCGUGUGUUGAUGAUCUGAACCAAGAUUCUAGCUUCCAGAGCCAACUAAUGGUUCCCAAUCAAGUUGUGAACCCUGACUCAUCUCCGGAGACCUCCCCUAUCAAACCUCUUCCCCGCUCAGCCUCCACGAUCAACUUGCAGUCAGCCAGCAAACUCAUCCUUAGUUCCAAACUGGUGUAUAGCAAGCGACUAGACCUGCCCCAUGGGGUCGAGGUUACCAGAGCCACACCGUCUGCUGGCCAUCUCAGUUCCUCCUCCAUCUACCCUGUAUGCUUGGCUCCUUAUCUGAUUGUGACUACCUGCUCAGACUCUCGGGUGCGGUUCUGGCGUUGUGCCGUAGAGGGUGAUCAUGGAGAUAGUGACUAUGACCAGGACAAGCGGAUGUACCGCUGGGAGCCGUGGGCUCUAAUGAACGAGGAGGAAGACAACAACAGCGCUGUGUUUGUGUCGGGACGGCCUGUUGCCGUGUCAUGCUCCUACAUUGGUAGGCUGGCUGUGGCUUUUAAACAACCACGUCAAGGACAGAUUUCUGGAAAAGAGUUCUCAAUGCACGUGUCUAUCUAUGAAUGUGAAUCAACUGGUGGUUCAGAGUGGGUUUUGGAGCAAACUCUCCACUUAGAAGAAUUUAACAGACCCUCAUCAACAUUGGACCCAAGAGUCAGCGUGGACUCGAACCUCUUUGUUUACAGCAGGUCAGACCUGUACAUGACUCGAGACCACAACUCACCCAAUAUCAAGCAUUACGUCCACCUGGAUUGGUUGUCAAAAGAAGAUGGCUCUCACAUCCUUACAGUGGGGGUCGGAUCAAACAUUCUCAUGUAUGGUCGCAUCUCUGGCAUGGUUAAUGAGCAGACAAGCAGCAAAGAGGGUGUGGCUGUCAUCACCCUUCCUCUGGGGGGCAGUAUCAAACAAGGGAUCCGCUCUCGCUGGAUCCUACUCAGGGCCGUGGACCUUCUGUCCUCUGUGGAUGGCACUCCUUGUUUACCAGUUUCACUCUCUUGGGUGAGGGAUGGCAUCUUGGUGGUGGGCAUGGAUUGUGAGAUGCACGUAUAUGCCCAGUGGCACCAGGACAAGAAGCCCGGUGAGGGAGAGGAGGGCAACCUGUCAUCUGCCGAUAUUGCUGGAGGUCAAACCAUAGCUACUUCUUCAGUCUUUGAAGGGAGAGCCAGGUCCAAGAGUGUGUUUGAAGGGAGCGCCGCCGUGGAUGAGGCCCUACGUGCCCCGGCGGGACUUCAAGAGGGUGGACUUUUUGAGGCGGCUCACUCUUUGUCCCCGACUCUACCCCAGUAUCAUCCCACCCAGCUCCUUGAGCUCAUGGAUUUGGGAAAGGUUCGCCGUGCCAAGGCCAUUCUUGCUCAUUUGGUGAAGUGUAUUGCUGGGGAGGUUGCUGUAGUAAGAGAUGUCGAGGCAGGAGAGGGUGGAGCCAGGAGACACUUGUCUCGAACCAUCAGUGUGACUGGCAGCACAGCAAAAGACACCAUCGUGGCUGGUCGUGACGGAGGGCGGGAUUAUACCGAAAUCAACUCCAUCCCCCCGCUGCCUCUCUAUGCGCUCAUGUUAGCUGAUGAAGAUACUUCCUUCAAGGGACCAGAAGACACUGUCAAAGGACCCAAAGUGGUCAAUGGUGAAGCAGGGCACAUGACUGCCGAGGACCAAUAUGCUGACCUAUUCCAGGUGCCAACAGUCACCACGGAUGACUUUGUCAAUUUUGCUACUGACAAACCAGAGAAGAAGUCUCGAGUUAUCAACCUCUCUCAAUACGGUCCUGCCUACUUUGGACCAGAGCAUGCGCAGGUGUUGUCCAGUCACCUUAUGCACUCCAGCCUCCCUGGACUAACCCGACUUGAGCAAAUGUUCUUGGUGGCCCUGGCUGACACGGUAGCAACCACUAGUGCUGAGGUCACAAACUCCACUGAUCAACAAUACACAGGAGGUGAGGCUCUGGAUGAGUGUGGACUGAGGUACCUGCUGGCCAUGCGUCUUCAUACUUGUCUGCUCACCUCUCUGCCCCCACUUUACCGCAUGCAGCUUCUUCACCAGGGUCUGUCAACAUGCCAUUUUGCCUGGGCCUUUCACUCUGAGGCAGAGGAGGAGCUGCUAAAUAUGAUUCCGGCCAUGCAGAGAGGUGACCCCCAGUGGUCUGAGCUCCGAGCUGUUGGUGCUGGUUGGUGGAUACGCAACAUUAACACCUUGCGGAAAAUGGUGGAGAAGUUGGGCAAAGCUGCAUUCCAGAGGCACAGUGACCCUUUAGAUGCUGCUCUCUUCUACCUGGCCAUGAAGAAAAAGGCUGUCCUGUGGGGACUCUUCAGGUCCCAACAUGAUGAGAAGAUGACUCAGUUCUUCAAGAAUAAUUUCAGUGAAGACCGCUGGCGAAAGGCGGCGCUAAAAAAUGCUUUCUCCUUGCUUGGAAAGCAACGCUUUGAACAGUCGGCCGCCUUCUUCUUGCUGGCUGGAUCACUCAAAGACGCGAUAGAGGUUUUGAUGGAGAAGAUGGAGGACCUCCAGUUAGCCAUGAUAGUCGCUCGACUCUAUGAAGCAGACUUUGAGAAUUCAUCCACCUGCCAAGGCCUCCUUUAUGAGAAGGUUCUCGGUUGUAACAGGGAUGGAAGUCACUACCACUGUUCUAGACUUCACCCUGACCCGUUCCUGCGCAGCAUAGCAUACUGGAUCAUGAAGGAUUACACCCAAGCCCUGGACACACUCUUAGAGCGCAUCCCCAAAGAUGAUGAUGAUAACCCUGAUGUGAUGGUCAAGUCUUGCAACCCUGUGGUGUUCAGUUUCUACAAUUAUCUAAGAACGCACCCACUCAUCAUCCGGCGGCACUUUGCAAGCUCAGAGGGUACAGCAACCACAGUGGGUCUCACUGCAGAAAAGAGUAGUGCUGAUGAGAUCAACCUCAUAGAGCGCAAAUUGUUCUUCACCACAGCAAAUGCACAUUUCAAGGUGGGCUGCCCAGUUCUGGCCCUGGAAGUUCUCUCCAAAAUUCCCAAAGUUACAAAGAAAUCAAAUUCGUCUCCCCUGAGCAAGGCUUCAUCCAAGGGCAACUCAAGCCAGCAACUGGAAAAGAGCACAGUUAUAGAAUGGGCUUCACCUGCACCCCCUGCAUGGGGAGGAAAUGAAAGUGCAGGUGGGAUGGACUGGAGCCAGCCCAUGGGCAAGUUGGAGGACGAUGAGCUGAAGCUCGACUGGGGGGAUGACAAGGAAGAUGAUGAAGAUGACGAUGAGGAUUGUCUGACUAUGAAGAAACUUGCCACUGCGAUGAAAGCGGAGGGAGCUUUUGAAUCUAAGCUGCAGAGAGAUGACUCACAGGGCGAGUCUGAAGUGGAUGUGAUUGCAGAGCAGCUGAAGUUCCGCGCCUGUCUAAAAAUCCUAAUGACAGAACUGCGCACACUAGCCACGGGUUUCGAGGUGGAUGGAGGCAAACUUCGUUUUCAGCUCUACAGUUGGCUAGAGAAGGAGAUAGCAGCCAUGCAUAACAUCUGCAACUACAAGGUAGAAGGCAAGGAGCCUGAGGCAGAGCACUGGGCAGAACGAGCGGCAUCAGUGGAUAUAUCAGAUGACCUGUUGGAGAGAACAGACGCUGGUGCCUAUGAGCGUCACCAAAUGGAGCGGCGGCGCCUUCAGGCUAAGCAGCAACAUUCGGAGCGGCGCAAGGCUUGGCUGAGGAAGAAUCAGGCCCUGCUCAGGGUUUUCCUCUCUUACUGCAGCCUGCAUGGAGCCAAGGGAGGAGGAGUCACCUCUGUACGCAUGGAGCUCCUUUUCCUUCUGCAGGAGAGCCAACAGGAGAUCACAGUGAAGCAGCUGCAGUCUCCCCUUCCUCUCCCGACCACUUUGCCUCUGCUCUCGGCCUGCAUUGCCCCCACCAAAACGGUCAUAGCCAAUCCCGUGCUUCAUCUCAGCAACCACAUUCAUGAUAUUCUGCACACCAUCACGCUCAUGGAGGCUCCGCCGCAUCCAGAUAUCAUCGAUGAUCGGGUAAAUGCCCUUCACACACUGGCAGCGUCUCUGUCUGCUUGCAUCUAUCAGGCGUUGUGUGACAGCCAUAGUUACAGUAGCCAGACUGAGGCCAAUCAGUUUACUGGAAUGGUGUACCAGGGCUUGUUGCUCAGUGAGAGGAAACGACUCCGCACAGAAAGCAUAGAGGAACAUAUCACUCCAAACUCGGCUCCAGCUCAAUGGCCAGGUGUGUCGUCCCUGAUUUCUCUGUUGACGUCUGCCAGGGAGGAGGACCAGCCGAGACUCAACGUGCUGCUGUGUGAGGCAGUCAUGGCUGUUUAUCUAGCCUUGCUCAUCCAUGGCUUGGGCACUCACAACAGCAAUGAACUCUUCCGCCUUGCCGCACAUCCUCUCAACAACCGCAUGUGGGCCGCAGUCUUUGGAGGAGGGGCCAAAGUCAUAAUAAAACCAAAGAGGCCCGAGGCCCCACCAGUGGUGCCCCCUCAGCCCCAAGCUGAGGAUGGGGACCGAUACAGGCGCAGAUUUAAUAUGAGGAUGCUGGUACCUGGUCGCCCUGUCAAGGAGACGCCAGCCGCCCCACCACCGCUGCCCACAGAGAGACCCACUUACAGGGAGAAAUUUAUUCCCCCAGAGCUGAGCAUGUGGGACUAUUUUGUAGCCAAACCUUUUCUGCCAUCGUCAGAGAGCAAUGCUUUGUGUGACUCGGAUGAAAGUGGAGCAGAGGAUGAUGAAGAUGAUGAUGACGCUUUCCUUUCCGACACGCAGAUGACUGAGCACUCUGACCCAAACUCCUACAGCUGGGCUCUGAUCCGCUUGGUCAUGGUGAAACUCUUUCAUCACUGCAUUAAGAACUUUCUCCCUAUUACUGGGCUUGAAUUUGCAGACUUGCCAGUCACUUCACCUUUCACAAAUGCUGUGUUGAAGACUCUCGAGAACUGGGAACAUAUUUUAUUGGAGACCAUGAACAAAUUUGACGGUCCGCCCCCCAACUACAUUAACACUUACCCUACUGACCUCAGUGCUGGAGGCGGUCCUGCCAUCCUGCGUCACAAGGCCAUGCUGGAGGCAGACAACACUCCUUUCAAGACAAAAAAUCAUCAGUCCUUUCCAGCUCGACGCCUGUGGCAUUUCUUGGUCAAACAGGAAGUUCUUCAGGAGACCUUAAUUCGUUACAUCUUUACCAAGAAAAGGAAGCAGAGCGAGUCUGUAGACAACCAUAUGGACCAUGUAAGGCCAAACUGCGUAGCUGGAGCUAGCAGUCUCAACAAGGUAGAGGCAGAUCUGGGCUAUCCAGGAGGCAAAGCAAAAAUCAUUCACAAGGAGUCUGACAUAAUUAUGGCAUUUGCACUCAACAAGGCAAACUCAAAUGAAAUAGUGCUGGCCUCCACCCAUGAUGUCCAGGAAGUGGAUGUGUCAACACUGGUGGCUGUUCAACCCUACACGUGGAUCGGAGAGGACUUUGAUAAGGAGUCACGCAGCUCUGAUGACAUCGACUACAAAUCAUCUCACACCAACAUUGCCCAGGCCAGCUCUGGUCCCUUUGCGCCACCGCAGAUCCCUGUCUCGGCAUCCAUGCCGUGGCUGGGCAGUGGGCAGACCAGCAUGGGAGCCAGCGUGAUCAUGAAGCGGAAUCUUAAUAAUGUCAAGAGAAUGACGUCCCACCCCAUAUAUCAGUAUUACAUGACGGGAGCCCAGGAUGGCAGUGUGAGAAUGUUUGAAUGGAACAGACCACAGCAGCUCAUCUGCUUCAGACAAGCAGGCAACGCUCGUGUCACUCGACUCUAUUUCAACUCCCAGGGCAACAAGUGCGGAGUCGCUGAUGGAGAGGGAUUUCUCAGUCUCUGGCAAGUCAACCAGACGUCCUCCAACCCCAAACCUUACCUGAGUUGGCAGUGCCACACAAAGACCUGUGGCGAUUUUGCCUUCAUCACAUCUUCGAGCCUCAUCGCCACAGCCGGACAGUCCAAUGAUAACAGAAAUGUUUGCCUGUGGGACACUCUGAUUUCACCCAGCAAUACCAUGGUCCACGCAUUCCCAUGUCAUGAGAAUGGGGCCACUGUGCUGCAGUACGCUCCUAAACAGCAGCUGCUGAUCACCGGAGGCAGAAAGGGCUUCGUGUGUGUGUUUGACAUUCGCCAGAGACAGCUGCUCCACACUUUUCAAGCCCACGACUCCGCCAUCAAGGCGCUGGCCCUGGACGCCUUCGAGGACUUCUUUGUCACCGGCUCCGCAGAGGGCAAUAUGAAGGUGUGGAAGCUCGCUGGCCACGGGCUCAUGCACUCCUUUGGCAGCGAGCACGCCAAACAGUCCAUCUUCCGCAACAUCGGCGCCGGCGUCAUGCAGGUGGAAACGCGUCCCGGGAAUCGCAUCUUCACCUGUGGGGCGGACGGCACCCUGAAGAUGAGGGUCCUCCCAGACCGCUACAACAUCCCCAGCAGCUUGGUCGAUGUCCUGUAAUUUUCUUCCACUUUUGAAGGUCCGAAGAGGAACUCGUAAGGGGAAAGGGAAAAAAAAAAAUCACAAACACUUAUACAACACUCACGAGGCAUUAAUAGAUGAGCUCGUCAAAAGCUUGCCGUACUCCGGGUAUCUUUUCAAGUGUUCAGAAGUCCACCUCUGAGUGACAAACGGGGCUGCAAAUGUGUGUUUUCCCCAAAGGCUACAAGCAGAAGUUUCAAGCAUAAGGUAACAUCCUUGAUUUUAAAGCUAGAUUUCUUGUUCUUUUAUUGAAGACUCUCUACUCUUAGAGCGUGUCCAUAGGGAAGCUAUGCAUGUCCUGUUCUCGUUCCGCGGUGCAAUCACAGGUCUAUUGACAGUGCUCUGUAAAAGUACUCUGGCAAAAAUUUUAAAA